AUGGACUGUUCUGUUGCAUCCAGUCGGAGUUUGGCAUUUUCAAAAGCAACAGAAAUUAUUCCUUCGCGACAUCCAUUUUGUGAGCCAAAGAAAUAUGAGAAUAUUCAACUGUUGGACAAUCUCGCAGCUGCAAGAUUGUCAAGCAGAUAA
Sclerotinia sclerotiorum 1980 UF-70 is the source of this 150-nucleotide messenger RNA. RefSeq lists its product with no specific name. The record is from RefSeq and is a predicted model, not a curated record. The transcript has 2 exons. Lineage: Eukaryota; Fungi; Ascomycota; Leotiomycetes; Helotiales; Sclerotiniaceae. The coding region runs from base 1 to 150 and encodes 49 amino acids.